Dreissena polymorpha is the source of this 810-nucleotide messenger RNA. RefSeq names its product collagen alpha-1(IV) chain-like. The record is from RefSeq and is a predicted model, not a curated record. Bases 1 to 810 code for a protein of 269 amino acids. The transcript has 2 exons. Lineage: Eukaryota; Metazoa; Mollusca; Bivalvia; Myida; Dreissenidae.
AUGGCCCUUUCACCAAGUGGUUACCGACGAGGUGGUUGUCUGAUAGGGGCUGCAUUUCCUGUAUUUAUGGCGUGCUUAAAAGCUAACCCACAACCACCGGGCUACCUAGGCAUUCAAGCUAACCCAAAACCACCGGGCUACCUUGGCAUUCAAGCUAACCCACAUCCACCGGGCUACCUAGACAUUCAAGCUAACCCACAACCACCGGGCUUCCUAGGCAUUCAAGCUAACCCACAACCACUGGGCUACCUUGGCAUUCAAGCUAACCCACAACCACCGGGCUACCUUGGCAUUCAAGCUAACCCACAACCACCGGGCUACCUAGACAUUCAAGCUAACCCACAACCACCGGGCUACCUAGGCAUUCAAGCGAACCCACAACCACCGGGCUACCUUGGCAUUCAAGCUAACCCACAACCACCGGGCUACCUAGGCAUUCAAGCUAACCCAAAACCACCGGGCUACCUAGACAUUCAAGCUAACCCACAACCACCGGGCUACCUAGGUAUUCAAGCGGACCCACAACCACCGGGCUACCUUGGCAUUCAAGCUAACCCACAACCACCGGGCUACCUAGGCAUUCAAGCGAACCCACAACCACCGGGCUACCUUGGCAUUCAAGCUAACCCACAACCACCGGGCUACCUAGGCAUUCAAGCUAACCCACAACCACCGGGCUACCUUGGCAUUCAAGCUAACCCACAACCACCGGGCUACCUAGACAUUCAAGCUAACCCACAACCACCGGGCUACCUAGGCAUUCAAGCUAACCCACAACCACCGGGCUACCUAGGCAUUCAAGCUCAAUAG